CUCUGCACAGAUCACCUUUAGUACUUGGCAAGGUGACAUCGAUGGCAAGGAACUCAUCAGAGAGUAGUAGCAAGAAGAAGCAAGAAAACAGAGUGUGCGAGAAGAUCUUCAGAGCAGUGACUAGUCCUGUCCGAACCGUUCGCCGCAUCUCCACCAAACCUUCACCAGCAGAGGCUGUUCGCGUCAAAUUUGCAGAGACACCGACUCAGGCAGCCAAACCCAUUACAAAGAUGAAACCGGUGAUCGCUCGAGUGGAGACUAGUAUCAAAACGGACGAGAGGUUCACCGACUAUAUAAAGAAAGCGAAGCUGAAGAUAAGGGCGAUGACGAAUGUCGGUGAUAUGAUGAAGGAGGAUGCGUGGGAGACAAGUGAGACAGAUCAGACACGUCAUGAUCAUCAUCAUCACCAUGUCCCGAUCUCUCACGUAGGAAGUAGUGGGAGAUCAUCAGAUCAGUUCUCUGAGUACAUAAAGAAGGCAAAGAUGAAGCUCAGAUCCUCUUCCACCAUUGCUCGUGCAAACCCGACUUUCAAGUGAUGAAUUUCGACAAAAGAUUUGAAUAAUCCUGCAGGCCUAAG
Molecule: messenger RNA, 577 nt
Organism: Arabidopsis arenosa
Lineage: Eukaryota; Viridiplantae; Streptophyta; Magnoliopsida; Brassicales; Brassicaceae
Source: the annotation of a GenBank genome assembly